CUCGUUUAACGGCGCCAACUAAAAAUUACAAGCACGAUCGCUUAACGCCGUUAUGCCUCCGCACUAACACCCAUUCAAAUGGCCGCCGCCGUUACCUCCGCCGUUAUCCUCCGCCCCUCUCCGUUAUCCCCCCUCCCCCUCCCCCUCCCCUUCCCCGCCUCGAUUAGGGUUAGGGUUAGGGUUUCGGCGACGAUGGCGACCGCUGUGGUUCCGGCGGUGAUCGUUGGGGGAGGGAGGGUCGGGAGGAUGCUGCAGUCGCUCGGCGGAGGCGGCGGCGACGUCCUGGUCGGCCGCGGCGAGGCGGUUCCGGCGAGCCCCGCGGGGCCGAUCUUCGUGUGCACCCGCAACGACGACCUCGACGCCGUGCUCGACGCCACGCCCCGGUCGCGGUGGAGCGAUUUGGUGUUCUUCCAGAACGGGAUGCUCGAACCCUGGUUCGAGAGCAAGGGUUUGGGCGACGCCGAUCAAGUUUUGGCUUACUUUGCGGUGUCGAAGGUCGGGGAGCCACCGGUGGAUGGGAAGACGGAUACGAAUCCGGAAGGGUUGACUGCGGCGUAUGGGAAAUGGGCACAGGCGGUGGCGGCACGGCUGCAUAGUGGAGGGCUAUCAUGCAAGGUCCUUGAAAAGGAGCCUUUCCAGAAACAAAUGCUGGAGAAACUGACAUGGAUUGCAGCGUUCAUGCUUGUCGGAGCUCGUCAUCCAGGGGCUACUGUCGGUGUUGUCGAGAAAGAUUAUCGGUCAGAGGUUUCUAGUUUAAUUGCAGAAUUAGCAUCUGCCGCAGCUGCGGAGAAAGGGAUUGCGUUUGACGAAGGCGUGGAAGAGCGGCUAUGCGCUUAUUCCAGGGCUGUUUCCCACUUCCCAACUGCUGUGAAAGAGUUCAAGUGGAGGAAUGGAUGGUUUUAUUCACUUUCCGAGAAAGCGCUUUCGCAAGGAAAGCCAGAUCCAUGCCCACUCCACACAGCUUGGCUCAAGGAGCUCAAGAUCAUAUGACAAAAGAGGGUAUCUUAUCUUCUUCUUCACUGUUGUUUGUUCCUUUUUCUUUCUCCCUUCUUUUUUCUUGUGGAAGUGCUUUUCUGAGUAGAUUAUGAAAGAUAAUUUGAUUGAGUGACUCAUCAAUCUCUCUCUGUAGCAAAAUAUUUUGUUGAGAAUGAAAAUAAUAUUUUUUUUUCUUUUUUAUGCA
This is a messenger RNA of Ananas comosus (pineapple), 1180 nucleotides long. RefSeq lists its product as uncharacterized. The record is from RefSeq and is a predicted model, not a curated record. NCBI's taxonomy places the organism in Eukaryota, Viridiplantae, Streptophyta, Magnoliopsida, Poales, Bromeliaceae. Bases 79 to 990 code for a protein of 303 amino acids. The transcript is spliced from 5 exons.